This is a messenger RNA of Tribolium madens (black flour beetle), 3318 nucleotides long. It is a transcript of the gene Cpap1-h, whose product is annotated as myb-like protein V. NCBI's taxonomy places the organism in Eukaryota, Metazoa, Arthropoda, Insecta, Coleoptera, Tenebrionidae. Bases 490 to 3078 code for a protein of 862 amino acids. Gene Ontology annotation, molecular function: chitin binding. The transcript has 6 exons. Gene Ontology annotation, cellular component: extracellular region. The record is from RefSeq and is a predicted model, not a curated record.
UGAAAAUUUCUGUCUUCACCUUUAGUCGGUUCACUUGGAUUGUUGCAGACAGGUGAGAAUCGGAAGAGUGAAUAAAUCUUGUGUGAUUUUCGAAAAAAGUGGUAAUGGUCGAAAACCGAUGUCGCCAUAUUAGAAAACUCUGCUAUUUUUCGAAAUUGGGUCUGAAAUUAUUAAAGUUAGGACUGUACGCGAUAGUGCCGUUUCGACUCUUUCCGGUGAACCGAUUUUUAGCUAAGACGAUUUUGGGGGUGUGAAAAUUGCACUUGUGAAGAAUUUGUUCAGUGGUGUUCAAAACAUCUUUCUCAUUUAUUUGAAAUAUCUGAUAUUGACUAUUGUUCUGACUUUAGUGACCUACUUGUACAUGGUUUAUUUCACGAGGGACAAUAUCGAAAUAUAAUAAAAUUAAUAAGUGCUAAAGUGUAUGGUGAAAUGCGUUAAAUUUUCAAAUUAAUUCAUUGGAAAACAGUUGUUCUAGUUAAACACAGGAGAAUGAAAAGGCCGCCUGGGCUUUGGAUUCUACUGUCAGCAGGUGUUCUUUGGCUGAGUCUACAAGAUGUUUACGGAAUCAGAGCCACAGCGCUUAUUUUUGGCAAAUCGACUACAACCACAACAGAAGGAACUCCGGAAGCUGAAACUUCUCCAGAUGAGAGUGCAACUGAAGCAAGCACUGAGAGUUCAAACUCGAACGUGACCAAACCCACUCUUACGGGAAUACCCCAAGUGGACUACAUUUGGGACCCAAAUUUGCCCAAAGAACUGAACGGAUACAACCUCUCCGAAUACCCCUUCUACGAAAGAGUGCCCGAAGACAUCGAUUUUAAGUGCGAUGGUCUCCACGAUGGGUUCUAUGCCAGCGUGCCCCACAAAUGUCAGGUCUACCACCACUGUCUUUUCGGAACAAGAUACGACUUUUUAUGUGCAAAUUAUACCGCUUUUGACCAGAAAACCUUUAUAUGCCAUUUCGUGUCCGAGGUGGAUUGCGUCAAUUCCAAGAAAUAUUGGCACAGGAAUGAUGCUCUAUAUAAAGCAGCCACAACCACAACUCCGAAGCCUUUGGUAGUUUACACACCGCCGCCACAGCCGCCCCCUGCGGCGGUGAGUCCACGGAGGCCAGGAGGGCGACGAAGACCUAUGCGAAGAAGACGGCCACAGUACGAUUAUUACGACUAUGCCGAUGAUUAUGAAGAUUAUUACGAAGAAAGGCCACCAAGGUCGGAAGCGAGGAGAAGAAAGAGGCCACGACCGAGACCUAGACCAGUUUAUGAGGAUGACUAUGAAGAAUAUGAAGAUGAUAGAUAUGAAAGAAGAGGGCCCGGGAGGCGACGAGCUGGGGACAGACGAAGAAAUAAUAAUAAUAAAGAUAGAAGAAAGUAUGAUGAUGAAGACGAAGAAGAUGAUAAAUUAGAAGACGAUAGAAAAAUGGACGAUAAAAGAACAAAUGAUAGGAGACAUAAUAAUAAAGAUAGAAGAAAGUAUGAUGAUGAAGACAAACACGAAGAAGAUGAUAAAUUAGAAGACGAUAGAAAAAUGGAGGAUAAAAGAACAAGUGAUAGGAGACAUAAUAAUAAAGAUAGAAGAAAGUAUGAUGAUGAAGACAAACACGAAGAAGAUGAUAAAUUAGAAAACGAUAGAAAAACAGAAAAUAAAAGAACAAGUGAUAGGAGACAUCAUAAGAGACGGCCAACACAUGACUACCAGGAAGAAGAGGAGGAAGAUAGGAGAAGAAGUCGUCCUAAAGGUGGCUCACGAAGACCAGUUGAAGAUGAUUACGAAGAAGAAGAAGUAAAUGAUAAACCCUCAACACUUGAAAAUGUAGGUGAUAAACCAUUGAUAAAACCAACAAGUGGUAGUUCGAUUUAUGAUAGACCUAGAGCUGCCCCAAAAAUUAAACCACCAGUCCCCAAGAAUGAAGCAAGCAAAUACGCUUAUAAACCGGCAGUGACUAAAGCACCUCCAUUUGAAGAUGAAGAAUACUACGACGAUUAUGAAGAAACCAUUCCUAAAACACACCGAAAAAAUGAACGACAUACAACCACACGUGAAGUGGAGAGUGAACGAAAACCAUUUUCUUCAUCUUCAAGAUUACGAGCAUCUCAGUCAUCCCGCGAUGAUGUGAGUUAUGAAGAAGAUGUUCCCAGAAGAAACCACAAACCGAAAUAUGGUUCACACCAUCGUGAAAGACCGGGAAAUAAAAAAACGCCCCUUGAAGAUUAUUACGACGAUUACGAAUAUGAAAAUAAAGAAACACCGAAAGCGGUAAAAUCGGAAAAACCGAAAGAAAAGUCAACUACUACAACUACAACUACAACGACAACCACAACCACAACACCCACAACAACAACGACAAGUACUACCACCACCACACGUCCUCCACCUAGCACAACAACAGAGAAAGAAUUACGUCCAGAAUCUAUUAUUAGGAUAGUAAAAAGGCCGUUUUUGCCUAGUCGUGGUGGUAAUCCAUUUGCCUCUCGUGGUCUACAACCUGUGGGGGCAAAAGCAAUAGAAAAAAAGCCUGAACCAAAAGAGGAAGAAACUUCUGAAAGCACUAAACCGGCAUUUAAACCAUCCCCAGUCGUAAUAAAAACACCUCUUCGUCAAAAAUACGUAAGCAACGUCCAAGAAGAAUUUGCUCCAGUUUCAAGUCGACCCCAAACUCCUUCUCGACCAAGUCUUAAGCCUAGUAAAGAAUUUUUAGGACCGCGAACGACUCAAAAACCCAAACUUCCUGAACCUAAUCCUCUGGAUAUAGAAGAUGAAUAUGAUGUCACCUUGAACGACGCGCUAAAUCCUACUUUGCCUAAUAUACCGGUUAGGGGAUUCCCAACUGGAUUUAGUAAUGCAAAUAAUGAAUAUAGUAAUUAUAAUUCGUACCAGAGACCGAGGUAUGUACUUGAAGGUGCGAAUUCGGAUUAUUAUCAAGGCAAGCCAACGAGAGAAAGAUAUGAAGCUGUUCCCUAUAGUACCCCACAAGAACAUUUUGUUAAUUCUGAUGUUGAUUACAAGGGGCAGUACAGUACAAUCAACAGAGUAAAUUUCAGGCCUAGACUCACGCAAGCUCUUUAUAGGAGUUUUUGAUUUUUUAAGCCAUAUUCCAGGUAGACUUAAAAUUCUAUCUUAUAUAUAAUUUUUAUGUAAAUUAGUUUAUGAUUGUGUAAAUUAUGACGAUUAUUAUUUAAGUUAAAUUACAUAAUUACUUUGUAAAAUAUUUGUACGUAUGUAUACCCAAAAAUAAACAUCUAAAAUAAAAACCGAAUUCAAUUUUUAUUAAGUUGCAUUGUACCGGGCGGGGCAUCGGAUACGCGCACUUGAUAAAUC